Messenger RNA from Perognathus longimembris pacificus (Pacific pocket mouse), 2135 nucleotides. Its product is annotated as ral guanine nucleotide dissociation stimulator-like. The record is from RefSeq and is a predicted model, not a curated record. The transcript is spliced from 15 exons. Lineage: Eukaryota; Metazoa; Chordata; Mammalia; Rodentia; Heteromyidae. Gene Ontology annotation, molecular function: guanyl-nucleotide exchange factor activity. Gene Ontology annotation, cellular component: plasma membrane. The coding region runs from base 591 to 2003 and encodes 470 amino acids. Gene Ontology annotation, biological process: positive regulation of GTPase activity; Ras protein signal transduction.
CAUUGGAAGAGGCGCAGUUUGGCUUUCCUGCAUUUAGUGCCAUCUCUCGUCUGACUUGGCUGGUGUCCCUCUUUGGUGAGCUUUCUCUUGUGUCUGCCACUUUGGAAGAGCGAAAAGAGGAGCAAUAUAUGAAAAUGACUGUGCAUCUGGAGACCAAGGACAAAUGUAUGGGCGGAUUUUAGCCCCAACCCUUUCAGAUCCCUGCAAAGCAGGAUAUAUUCCAGGAGGCAAGUUGGAGAAGUUAGUCGACCAUUUGGUGCCUUCCCUGCUCUUUGGCGAUGCCUCCUUUAUCCCCGUAUUUCUGGGGACCUACCGGACUUUUUCAACCCCCCACCAAGUAUUGAGCCUACUGUUCAAUCGAUACGGCUCUUUUGCUGAUCGUCAUGAUGAGGAGGCAGGAGCGCAGGAGCAGCUUCAACAAGCCUUCUCAUUCAUCCUGGGUUCCUGGAUGAAGGAAUACCCAGAAGACUUUCUUCAAGCACAGGAUGCGACUUGCUUAAAUCAGCUAGUCCAGUACCUACACCACAAUAUGGCCGGGUCCCUGGAGGAGCUUCAGGCCCGCCGUCUGCUCACCCAGCUGGAGCACAUGCAUGCCAAGCAGCCUGAGCUGGAGGUCAUAUCUAGAACUGAGUACAGCCUCAGAACCCCCCUCAGCUCCAGGACAUGCUGUGGAGCUCCAGCAUGAGCCACUGGGAGAUGGAUAUUCUGGCUCCCCUGCACCAUCUUUGAUGGAGCCAUCUGCAGAGCCAGAGCCCGCUCCACCUCCAGCUCAAGAGGCAGACAUGCCUGCUGAAGUAGAGCCAGCUCCCAGGGAGUUCCUGGACCUGGAGGAUUUUCAGGUUUCUUCCAGGGAGCCGUCGCAGAUUUCCAUGAAGGAUUUUGAAAAUGACCUGACCCGAGCACACGUGCUGGAGUGGCUGCCUGAGCUGAAGGCAGAGCAGUUCUCCCUCAUGACAGUGGAGCUCUUCAAGAAGCUCAAGCCUUACCACUGCCUGCACUACGUACGAGCAGACCCCAACGAUGAGAGACAGGAGCGCCUGGCACCCACUGUGCUUGCCAUACUGACGCACUGCGACCAAGUGGCCAGCUGUGUCAUCACCACCUGUCUGGGGGACCACAGUGUGCAGGCUGCAGAGAGGGCUGAGGUGGUGGAACACUGGAUAGAGGUGGCCUUGCAGUGCCAUCUGCUGAGGAAUGUCUGCUCCCUCUUCGCAGUACUCUCUGCUCUGCAGAGCAGCCCUCUCCAAGGCCUGAAGAGGACGUGGAGAGCUGUGUCCAGGGACAGUCUCGCGGUCUUCAAGGAGCUGAAGAGGAUGUUCUCCAAGGAGACAAUUUACAAGGGGCGACCAUCCAAAUAUAUGGCCAUUUGGAAGAAACUCAGGAGAGGCCAGAGGAAACCGAAGGAACUGGACUAUCCCGAGGGCACGGUCCCUCACCUGGGCACCAUCCUCACACACCUGGCCUCACUGCAAAAAGACAAGGACUCCAAGAAUGGCACUUGGAUAUCCAUGAAACAAAGACGAGAGGAGUUCAAGGUGAUGUCCCUCAUCAAGGAACUGCAGGGCACGUGUCAGGAGCUCCAUGUGGUUCCUGAGGUGAACUUUGUGUCAUGGUUCACCAAUCUGAAACGCCUCAGUGAAACUGAAUGUGCCAAGCUGUCUAUGGAGCUGGAGCCUCCCGUCAGGGCAGGCUUCCUGGACAGGAACCCCAGGUGGAGCCCUCUCAUGAGGAAGCCCUCAAGACAUCUCCAGGCUCCUACCAGACAGCUCAGCAGAGAUGGCAGCUCCCAGUUGAAGACAAGUGACCGGCUCCGCAGUGGGACUAGCAGCGCUCCACCCACCGUGCAGCUGGGUUACUCACCCCGUCCUUGCUGCCACUGCUAUCAUUUGUACCAUUCUGCCCCAAACAUCUACAGGUCAAAGAUACUUCAAGAAUACGAUGGAAUCUUGCCACUCCUGAGCCCCCAGACCUUCAGGAGAGUUGGCCAGGAGGAGAUAACCUAAGCUGCAUCUCUUCACCCCAGAUGCCUGCAUACACUCAUUGGUGUAGAUUUGAACAGAAGAAAAUACCAACUUCCAGUGCAUCCUGGCAAACACAGUGUGUGAAGCGCAAAGCCUCAAAUGUCAUGGUUUACC